Centropristis striata (black sea bass) is the source of this 2562-nucleotide messenger RNA. Its product is annotated as elongation factor 1-alpha 1-like. The transcript is spliced from 7 exons. The record is from RefSeq and is a predicted model, not a curated record. Lineage: Eukaryota; Metazoa; Chordata; Actinopteri; Perciformes; Serranidae. Gene Ontology annotation, biological process: translational elongation; translation. Gene Ontology annotation, molecular function: translation elongation factor activity; GTPase activity; GTP binding. Bases 608 to 1996 code for a protein of 462 amino acids.
UGGGGACAGAGAGUGCUUUUCAAAAAAAAAUUCAACAAUAAUCAUUCAUUAAAAAUGUUAACCAAAAACAAUAAGAAUAGUGGCACUCAAAACAAUAUCGUCAUCACACAGUUGUGUGGUCAGUAGCACUGUUUCCUCACAGAAGAGGGUUUGUUUGCAUGUCCUCCCUGUGAUACCAACCUUUUUUCUAUUCAAUAUUUUUCUUAGUAUUUCUGCAGGCCGGAAAUAGGUCGAAAUUCUGUAAUUUGUCGGUGACAUCACAUUGAUUUGAAUUUUAGAUUAGCUUUGUUCAGUUAGACUUGUGGAAACUCACCUUUGCUCCCAGCCACUGCAGAUACAAUUAGGAAUGAAGUAUGUAACUGAGAGGAAUUUUGCUUUUAAACAAUACAAACCUCUGCAAAGGUUAAUUUCUGUACUGUUAAUCAGUAUGUACAAUGGAAGUUUCCGGUUACCUGGUUUGUUUUCUCUUUGCACUCUGGCAACAGUAGCUUUAACAUUCAAUGCUGUUCGCCUGAGUGAUAGUUCUCCACAGAUCUUUGUCUUAUUUAGUGCAUGUUGUUGAUUCUUGUUUGCUGGGCUCUCACAGUAUCUUCCUAGGUGAUCUGCUAUGGGGAAGGAGAAGCUCCACAUAAACAUUGUGGUAAUAGGACAUGUCGACUCAGGCAAGUCCACCACCACGGGCCACCUCAUCUACAAAUGUGGGGGCAUUGAUAAAAGAACAAUUGAGAAGUUUGAGAAAGAAGCGGCUGAGAUGGGAAAGGGUUCCUUCAAGUAUGCCUGGGUUCUGGACAAGCUGAAGGCAGAGCGUGAGCGUGGCAUCACCAUUGACAUCUCUCUUUGGAAGUUUGAGACCAGCAAGUAUUACGUCACCAUCAUUGAUGCUCCAGGACAUAGGGACUUUAUCAAGAACAUGAUCACUGGAACUUCUCAGGCUGACUGUGCUGUGCUGAUCGUGGCUGCAGGUGUUGGCGAGUUUGAAGCAGGCAUCUCAAAGAACGGUCAGACUCGGGAACACGCCCUUCUUGCUUACACCCUGGGAGUGAAGCAGCUCAUUGUGGGCAUCAACAAGAUGGAUUCCACUGAGCCCAACUACAGCCAGAAGCGCUACGAGGAGAUUGUGAAGGAAGUCAGCACUUACAUCAAGAAGAUCGGCUACAACCCAGACACUGUGGCCUUUGUACCCAUCUCUGGCUGGAAUGGAGACAACAUGCUUGAACCCAGCCCUAAUAUGACCUGGUUCAAGGGCUGGAAGAUCAACCGUAAAGACGGUAAUGCCUCAGGCACCACACUGCUGGAGGCUCUGGAUGCCAUCCAGUCUCCGUCGCGCCCCACUGACAAGCCCCUCCGCCUGCCUCUGCAGGACGUCUACAAGAUUGGAGGCAUAGGGACUGUACCAGUGGGUCGAGUUGAGACAGGAGUCCUAAAACCUGCCAUGGUGGUGACCUUUGCCCCUGUCAAUGUUACCACUGAGGUCAAGUCUGUGGAGAUGCACCACGAGGCCCUGAACGAGGCACUACCUGGCGACAACGUGGGCUUUAACGUCAAAAAUGUGUCUGUCAAGGAUAUUCGCCGUGGCAAUGUGGCUGGAGACAGCAGGAACGACCCACCACAGGAGGCAGCGAGCUUCACCUCUCAGGUGAUUAUCCUAAACCACCCUGGUCAGAUCAGUGCUGGCUACGCUCCUGUGCUGGACUGCCACACCGCACACAUUGCAUGCAAAUUUGCAGAGCUCAAGGAAAAAAUUGACCGUCGCUCUGGUAAGAAGCUAGAAGAUAACCCGAAGUUCCUGAAGUCUGGAGACGCUGCCAUUGUGGACAUGAUCCCCGGCAAGCCCAUGUGUGUGGAGAGCUUCUCUGAGUACCCACCACUAGGGAGGUUUGCGGUCCGUGACAUGCGUCAGACUGUGGCAGUGGGAGUGAUAAAGGGCGUGGAAAAGAAGGCCCCCACCAGCGGUAAGGUCACCAAGUCCGCACAGAAGGCGCAGAAGGUCAAAUGAACGUUGUUCUGGGCUGCUGCCCCAAACACCCACCAUGGCAGAAGACGCACUGGCACCCUGCACCUUCUGCACACUAUAGUCAGUGUAUGGUCUAUUAUCACAAUGCAUCGCAAAAGCAGGAGAAGGAAAAAAAAUAACUCCCACACUGUUAGUGAUUAAAACGUUACCACACUGUUGUAUGUAGGUUUCAUUGUCAGAUUGUGGCAGAAUAUAAUUGCUUUACAGGCUUUCUGGUAAUGUACUGUUGUAGUUCAAAUAAAGCUGCAUCACAUUAGUAAUAAGGCAGAUAUGUUCCAUUUCCAGGUCUUUGUUGAAGUAAUGCUCUGCGUCCUAGCUUUAAAAGAGAUAUGCUAACUAGCCACAGGUAGAUUGCAUGUUUCCUGUUUGCACCUUAGAGAAACAAGCUAUAUAAACUCUUUGUCUGAUACCUGGAAUCUUCAUGCCUAGCACUUUGCUGGGUCUAAGCUUGUAGCAGCUCUGUUAAAUGUUAGGUACUGUUUAGUUCAUACUCUGUCAUCACUGUUAUUUGUGAGCAUGUUCAUGAAAGUAAAGACGUUUAAACAGAA